AUGUGCAGAGUGUGUACACGAACUGUCAGACUUAUCGACUAUCAGCUAACAUUGCAAAGAAGUGUCGCAAUGUGUCAGCGCAAGCGCACGUCUCGCAACCUUGCAAUCAAUGCCGCGCGUCCGUUUAGUCUACUCUUCUUGCAGUCUUUGGCAGAACCUGUCACCAUAAACAUGUCCAGUAUACACGAUAAGUCCGCGAGAUCACGCAACUCCAAUUAUCAGCAAGACAUUCGAUACGUUUUUAAGUUGAACAACUGGAUUAUGGGGUCACUCGGUAUUUGGCCAAUUGCGAUACGAGGUAUUGGAAAACACAUGUCCAAGAUUGUAAUCGUGAUCUUUAAUUUCGCGUUGAGCUUCGCGAUAGUGCCUUGCGCUCUGCAUAUCAUUUAUGACCAAAAGGAUCUCGACGUAAGGCUGCGCCUAGGCGGUCUUGUAGCCUUCUGUCUCACAGCAAUGAUAAAAUACUGCAUCUUCGUGAUACGUCGUCCUACGAUAUAUCGUUGCAUCGAAUACGUGAAGAACGAUUGGUGGCAGGUGACAUACAAGUCCGAUCGCGAACUGAUGCUGAAGUAUGCUACCACCGGUCGCAAUCUGACGAUAAUCGGCGUGUGUUUCAUGUACACUGCUGGCAUCAUUUAUCACUUGAUUCUGCCGUUCUGUGUUGAGCACAAAAUCAACAAUCAAACCUUCAGACCGCUCGUGUAUCCGACCUAUAGUAAAUUUAGUCAAUCACAAAUUAGUCCUAUAUACGAAAUCGUGUAUGUGGCUCAUUGCAUGUGCGGAUAUACUAUAUACGCAGUGACAGUUGGUGCCUGCGGAUUGGCCGCUUUGUUCGUUACUCAUGCGUGUGGCCAAAUCCAAAUACUUAUGUCGCGACUAGAAGAUCUAUUGGCUGGUAAAAGAUUCAAACGAAGCCCGAACAACGUUCAUUAUCAAAUCGCUGCCAUCGUAAGAAAUCACGUAAAAAUAAUAAAGUUUGGGGCAAAAGUGGAAGAAAUUUUACAGGAAGUGUGUUUAGUAGAGUUCACUAGUUCUAUAUGCACGAUAUGUCUACUCGAAUACUAUUGUAUAGUGGAUUGGACAGCAGACGAUAAAGUUAGUUUUACUACUUUUUCUCUCCUCCUUGUGUCAUUCUGUUUCAAUAUUUAUAUAUUAUGUUACAUCGGUGAGCUUUUUAUGGAAAAGAGCACUCAGAUUGGAUCGAUAUGCUACAUGAUUGAUUGGUAUCAACUAUCGCCAAAAUCAGCUCGCGGCCUUAUAUUGAUAAUAGCGAUGUCCAGUCAUCCUAUAAAACUUACUGCUGGUAGAAUGAUAGACCUGUCAUUAAAAUCUUUUAGAAGUGUACUGCAAACUAGCCUGGCGUACUUGAGCUUGCUACGAACGUUAAUCAUGAUGUUAUCGCAAAAUAUCUAUUUAUUGUUUAAAUGUACGUACUGCACGAUUAUACACUUUCCUAUCAAUCACAUGCACGCGAUCUGUCAGACUGUGUUGACAAAGUGGAAGGAUGCCUGUAACAGGAGCGCAAGCGCAUGUCCGGCGACCUUGCAAUCAAUGCCGCGCAUUCACCUCGUACAGUCUUCAGCGGAACCUGUCAUUGCGAACAUGGAAAGCCCACAGGACGAGCAUGUGACAUCACCGAACGUCAGUUAUCAGCGGGACAUACGGUACAUCUUUAAGCCCGGUAACUGGAUUCUCGGCUCAAUCGGCAUCUGGCCUAUUGCGAUUCGCGGAAUCGGGCAAUAUGCAUCCAAGAUAGCGAUCGUGGUGUGUAAUUCUGCAUUAGCCUUUGCGAUAGUGCCUUGUAUUCUGCAUAUGAUCUACGAUCAGAAGGAUCUCAACAUAAGACUAAAGCUCUUCGGGCUGCUAGGUUUCUGCACUACUGCAAUGAUGAAGUAUUGCGUUCUCGCGAUACGCCGACCCAAGAUAUUGCGCUGCAUCGAGCAUGUGAAGAGUGACUGGUGGCAGGCGAAAUUCAGCUCCGACCGCGAAUUGAUGCUGAAGUGUGCCACCACCGGUCGAAGACUAUCCAUGAUCAGCGCGACUUCCAUGUACGUUGCCGGCUUCAUUUAUCACACAAUUCUGCCGUUUUGCACCGAGCACAAGGUCGACAACCAAACCAUUAGACCACUCGUGUAUCCGACUUACAGUAAGUUUUUUAAGACGCAGGCGAGUCCGAUAUAUGAAAUGGUGUAUCUAGCCCACUGUGUGUGCGGAUAUACCAUGUACUCAGUGACAGCCGGAUCAUGCGGAUUGGCAGCGAUAUUUGCCACUCAUGUGUGUGGCCAGAUCGACGUGAUCAUAUCUCGACUCGAGGAUCUUUCAUGUGGCAAAAACUUCGAGCAAUUGUCGGACAUUAAUCAACGAAUCGCUCUCAUUGUGAAAAGUCAUGUUCGAAUAUUAAGAUUUUCCGCCGCCGUGGAAGGAAUUUUACAGGAAGUAUGUUUACUAGAAUUCGCCAGUUCUAUAUUUACAAUGUGUUUACCUGAAUAUUAUUGUAUAGUGAGCAGUCAAAUUGGAACGAGGUGCUUCAUGAUACGUUGGUACCAACUGCCGGCAAAGUCGGUUCGCAGUCUAAUCUUAGUAAUCGCUAUGUCCAGCCAUCCUAUAAAGAUCAGUGCUGGCAGAAUGAUAGAUUUAUCACUAGCGACAUUCGGAAAUGUACUCAAAACAAGUCUGGCGUACCUAAGUUUUCUUCGAACGUUAGUAGUAUGA
Messenger RNA from Mycetomoellerius zeteki, 2712 nucleotides. RefSeq lists its product as uncharacterized. Gene Ontology annotation, cellular component: plasma membrane. Gene Ontology annotation, biological process: detection of chemical stimulus involved in sensory perception of smell; sensory perception of smell. Gene Ontology annotation, molecular function: olfactory receptor activity; odorant binding. Lineage: Eukaryota; Metazoa; Arthropoda; Insecta; Hymenoptera; Formicidae. The record is from RefSeq and is a predicted model, not a curated record.